This is a messenger RNA of Pleurotus ostreatus (oyster mushroom), 2148 nucleotides long. RefSeq lists its product as uncharacterized. The transcript has 6 exons. Bases 1 to 2148 code for a protein of 715 amino acids. NCBI's taxonomy places the organism in Eukaryota, Fungi, Basidiomycota, Agaricomycetes, Agaricales, Pleurotaceae. The record is from RefSeq and is a predicted model, not a curated record. Gene Ontology annotation, molecular function: protein binding.
AUGCGCCUCUACAUCCCCGUCGAACCGCCGCCCACUCCCGCGCCAUCACCGAGACCAGAGCAGGAUAAUCCAGCCAGGUUACAGUACCUUGCCUCGAUUUUACACACUUGCACCCCAUCAGAACUUCGUUUCAUAUCACUUUCAAUCGCACCCCUCCUCAAACGAGAUUUUCUGCGAGACUUGCCCAUCGAACUCGGGCUGCACAUUUUAAGCUAUAUUCAUGACCCUAACUCCCUCGCAUAUCUCAGCCAGGUCUCCAAGUCAUGGCGGCAAGUCGUACGUGACGAGAGCGUGUGGCGAAGAAUGUGUGAUCUCUACCAUUUCCCGACCGGCACCCGCCCAAGUAGUGGCAGGAACGAACCGCUGAAGGAACUCGAAGAAUUUGCUGACAAACCCAUGGAUCCCGCCCUCGAAUGGCUGGCCUCAAGGCCAUUCAAAUAUCACUAUAUGACAUUGCAAAACUGGCGACAUGGAGGGCACCUGCUACGAGAAUUCUCCGUUCCAAUGGGUUCGAACGAACGGGAGGGCGGGGUGAUCACGUCGGUUGCACUAGAUUCGGAGUGGGUUGUCGUGGGCAGUGCGAACUCGAAGAUCCAUGUAUUCAGUGCGAGGACGGGGGUACUGCAUCGAGUAUUAGUAGGUCAUACCUCGGGAGUAUGGAGUGUGGGGUUAGUGAGCCGGGGUGGAAGACCACUGAGGCGGCGCGCAGCAGAUGGGGAUGGGGAGGCCUGGGUGAGUUUUUUGCCAGCUUCACACAGGGAAGCACUUGGGCUCGAUCUGGACGAUGAAGGGGCCUCUGAUGGCGAGGAGACGACGAGUGAGCCUGGUGGGGCGUCAGAAGGGUGGGGACAGCCAAAUGCAAUCGUCGUCAGCGCUGGUUGCGACCAAGUUAUCAAAGUAUGGGAGGUGGAACAUGGCAAUUGCAUCCACACGCUGACAGGGCACACGGCGACUAUUCGAUCGCUGAAGCUCCUCCAUCGCUCGCCUACGGCUGUAACAGGAGCGAGGGACAGGACUGUGAGAGUGUGGGACAUACAGAAGGGGCGGAUGUUGAGGGUCUUGGAAGGGCACGAAGAUAGGGUACGGUGUGUAGAGGUCUGCGGAAGGAGAGCCGUCAGCGGCAGUUAUGACGGGACAUGUAGGAUGUGGGACAUCGACACGGGCAAAUGUAUACACGUUUUGACUGGUCACCGCAAUCAGGUGUACUGCGUCGCGUUUAACGGAGUCUACAUUGCAUCUGGGGGACUUGACACCGUCGUUCGAGUCUGGAGCGCAGAGACUGGAGCCUGUCUGUCUAUCUUAGCGGGGCACACCGCGCUUGUCUCCCAGCUUCAACUGUCGCCUGCGUCACGCGAAGAGAUGGCGAGGGCGAGGAAUAGGUCGUCAGUCCAUAUUGGUUCAGGUUCAUCUUGGGAUGUGACCGACGCUCACUUUCCCUCGUAUACAUAUACAUCGCCAACUAGUACUUCACCACCAAACCCAACAUCAAAUUCAAACUCUCUUUCACAAUCGCAUUCAAGUCCAAAUCCUGCCCUCAACCUCCCCUCCACGCGCCCGAUUCUCGCCACUGGUGGCUCCGAUGGGCGGGUUAUUACCUAUGACAUUGAAUCCAGGCAGGUAGUCCACCGGAUCGCGGCGCACGAUGCGGCUGUCAUGGCAUUGCAGUUUGAUGAGUAUUUUAUUGUGACGGCAGGGUCUGACGGUCGGGUAAGGGUUUUUGAGACAGGGAGCGGGAGGUUGGUGAGGGAUUGGUAUGGGAAUGUGGGCAGUAGUGGAUAUGGGUAUGAUGUGUUAAGUGACGUGGACCCAGCGACGGGGAUGACGAAUAUACCUACGCCGAGAUAUGAGAACGUGUGGAAGGUCGUCUUUGGGGGGUCGUUGUGGGGUGCUUCAGCCACGGGGAUUGGAACGACGACGAUGGACCUUGACAAGGGCACUAUUGGCGAUGUUCCGGAUGGUGGCGGUGACGGGCUUCGUAAGAGGGAGAGAGGGCGUGGACGCGAUAUAUGUGCGGUUAUGUGCCGAAAGCCGGGAGGAAGGACGGUGGUGGAAAUUUGGCGGAUGAGCCCCGACAUGGAUGUGGCGCCAGCGUCAGCGCAACAGUGGAGUGGUGAAGCCAAAGAUGAAGAAGACGCGGCGGCCGGUUAG